Molecule: messenger RNA, 1777 nt
Organism: Papaver somniferum (opium poppy)
Lineage: Eukaryota; Viridiplantae; Streptophyta; Magnoliopsida; Ranunculales; Papaveraceae
Product: protein disulfide isomerase pTAC5, chloroplastic-like
Exons: 6
Coding region: 42-1328 (428 amino acids)
Source: RefSeq, a predicted model, not a curated record
UUGUUGUCCUUCUAUCUGCUCUGUUUCUGAGUGAACUAAUCAUGCCUUCCUUUCUUCUUCCCUUUCAACUAAGCCCACCUCCUCCUCCACCUCAAACAACCACCACCACCACCACCACCACUUCCAGUCUUUUUUGCGGAUUUCAAAAUUAUCCAACAAAACUCUACCAGAGUAAUAAAAAUUCAUUUCAAAUACGCAAAUCCAAGAAAAAUUUUCAUCACUACAAUCACAUUACAUUCUCAUGUUCAUCUUCUAGUUCAUCUUCUGAUUGGGAAAGAGAAGAAGAGAGAUGGUUGAGAGAAGAACAACGAUGGCAACGAGAAGAGAAAAGAUGGGUUCGUGAAGAAUCAAGAUGGAAUUUAGAACGUCAAUCUUAUCUUGAAGAAAUAGCUUCUUUGAAAUUCAGAAUUCAAAACUUAGAAAGACUGAAAAAUUCAACAGAUAUCAUUACUUCCUCCUCUUCAUCUUCUGGUAAUAAUAAGACUCUCACUGACAUUUCACCUUCUGCUGCUGCUGCACUAUUGCCUGGAGAAAUUAAUCAGAUUACUGAAAUUGGUUCAGGUCCUAGUCCAAUUCAGUUUCAUUCUGAGAUCCAACAAGAAGAUUAUAAUGAGGAGAUUGAGUUGAAGCCAAAAGAAGUUAGGGUUGUUGAGAAGAGCAUAAAGAAGAAGAGGUCUACAAUAAGAAAAGGUGCAGAAGGCGAAGACGUUCGUGAGAUGCAGGAUGCAUUGCAAAAAUUAGGCUUUUAUUCCGGUGAAGAAGAUGUAGAGUUUUCUAGCUUCGGAAGUGAUACUGAGCGUGCUAUAAAGUCUUGGCAAGCGUCAAUAGAUGCUCGUGAAGAUGGAGUUAUGACUGCUGAACUGUUGGAAAAAUUAUUUUCGGAGGUGGAAAUGGGGGAUACUGGUUCAGGAAUACCUACGGAGAACAAAGAAGUCGCUGCUACUAUGCCUCAUGUGGGAAAUGCAACAGUGACAGACCCCCCUGCAUUUUUGCGGAACUCUGCAAAGGAAAGUAGUUCUGAUGAAUAUGGACCAUCUCGUCGUAAUCGAGUCUUUCUUCUUGGAGAGAAUCGGUGGGAAGACUCGUCUCGGCUUAUUGGUCGUAAGGAUGGUGCCGACAAGAUGGCAGUGGGUACUAUGAGGUGUAUUACUUGUCGUGGGGAAGGUCGCCUUUUAUGCGAAGAAUGUGAUGGGACAGGUGAACCCAACAUUGAAGAACAGUUUCUGGAAUGGGUAGAUGAAGGAGCAAAUUGUCCAUAUUGCGAAGGCCUUGGGUACAACAUAUGUGACGUUUGUGAAGGUAAAACCAUAGUCAUUUCGUCAGGUUAAACGAGGCAACAGCUAUAAGAAGCACAGUAUGACAGAAAAGAGAAGACUGGAACGUUAAAGCUUAUACCAUUACUAAAUCCAAUGAAUUCUUCUACUACAACAACCACCUUGUGCACUACCAUCAAUGAAACGCAAGGCACGGUUAGUGCAGGCCUCGCCAGAGCGACCAUCAGAUAUGAACAUAGCAGGACAAGCUGUAAGCAUAUGUUAGUAUUUUUUACUGUAUUUUAGUUCAUGUAAAGGUAAGUAAGUUGUCCAACUUUAAAGGCAAUAUUCUAGAAGAAAUAUCAGUUGGUCAAGGUUUCUAGGAAAUGGGUAUAAAGUCUAAAUGUCUAGUGAUUUUCAGAGAUUGGUUCAACUGAAUCUAUUUAGUCCUUUAGAAUGGGAAACAUCAUUUUCAAAUACACUUUUGAAUCUUGUUAUUAUUAUUAUUAUUAUUAUUAUCUUUA